Messenger RNA from Ogataea philodendri, 1698 nucleotides. RefSeq lists its product as uncharacterized. The transcript has a single exon. NCBI's taxonomy places the organism in Eukaryota, Fungi, Ascomycota, Pichiomycetes, Pichiales, Pichiaceae. Gene Ontology annotation, molecular function: metallocarboxypeptidase activity. The coding region runs from base 1 to 1698 and encodes 565 amino acids. Gene Ontology annotation, cellular component: fungal-type vacuole lumen. The record is from RefSeq and is a predicted model, not a curated record.
AUGUUUAGAGAAAACGGUGCUCGGUAUCUCGCUUUGGGGCUUCUGGUAGCCAUUGGACUAUAUUUUGGCUUAUACACGGGAGGUGGUGUGACUAGGUACGAGAGUCAAUGCCCUUCCACGAAGACUCACCGGCCAGCUGCUUUUGAAUCGCACAAGCAUGUGCUCGAUAGGAUAUUGCAUGACCCGGACUUCAGGAACGAGUCGGUCACCAAGCUCCAAAAAGCCAUUCAGAUCAGAACAGAGGUGCAUGAUGACGACACAGAAUUGGUGGAAGAUGAUUUCGAGUACUGGUCCAAGUUUGAUAAGUUCGAGGAGUACCUGAAUUCAACUUUUCCGCUGUUUUAUAGUCAUGUGACUCUGCACAAGGUCAAUUACCAUGGGCUGGUAUACAUAUGGCAGGGAAGCAAUCAAAACUUGAAACCGUUGUUGCUAAUGGCUCAUCAGGAUACCGUUCCGGUUUCUGAAGACAGUCUUUCGCAAUGGGAGCACGAUCCGUUUGCUGGCUACUAUGACGGUACAAAUCUCCAUGGUAGAGGAAUUGCUGAUUGUAAAGACCAGCUUGUUGGAUUAUUUGAAAGUGCCGAAGAACUGAUCAAAACAGGGUUUGCUCCUAAGAGAACCAUCAUCUACUCGUUUGGCUUUGACGAAGAAGUUAUGGGUAACCGUAAUAAAAAUGCAAAGUGGAUUGAACAGCAAUAUGGAGCAGACUCUAUUUAUGCGGUUGUUGAUGAAGGAGGAGUCAACCUGGACACCAUUGAGGGAGUGAAGAUGUCCGUUCCUGGAACGGCAGAAAAGGGGUACGUGGAUCUGAAAGUGAUUAUCGAGACGCCUGGUGGACAUUCAUCAAUUCCACCUCCUCAUACUUCGAUUGGAAUGAUGGGUGAAAUGAUCGUUGCUAUUGAAAACCUAGAUAUUCCCACCUACUUUACACCAGCAAAUCCAGCUUACUGGGAAUACGUCUGUGUUGCAGAGCACUCUCCUCAGAUCACUCCAAAGGCAAAGAAGAGUAUUUUGAACUCGCGCUUUGACAAAGCAUCCAAUAAGGAUGCUCGCAAGUAUAUUGACAUUGAUCUGCACAAAGGGUUUGUGGUCAAGUCAACGCAGGCUUUGGAUAUUGUUUUUGGAGGCGUCAAGGCCAAUGCUCUUCCUGAGUACGUGGAGCUGACUAUCAACGUGCGGAUUGCCAUGGAAGAAACGGUGGAGAUAGUUUCCAGAAGGAUACUCGGAGCUGUUGAACCAGUUGCAGAAAAAUACGGACUAGGUCUCACAUUCCGUCUAAACGGAGACGAAAAGAUCCUUGAUCCAAAAUCCCAAGGUCACUGCCUGGUGAAUGUUGUCUCGUUGCUGGAACCUGCUCCAGUAACACCGAUCAACGAUGAAGAAUGGGACAUUUUUGCAGGCACUAUCAAGCACGUCUACGAAGACCUGGUUGCGCCAAAUCAGACUCUUGUGGUUGCACCGGGAAUUGGUUCUGGAAACACAGAUACCAAGUGGUACUGGAAUCUUACUAGGCACAUCUACCGCUACAGACCUGGUCAGCUUCCUGGGGUUUAUUCUAAAGAGCACGGUGUUAACGAGUUCAUUCCAGUCGACUCGCAUCUACAUCUCAUUGCAUUCUUUUACGAGUACAUUUUGAGUGUGGAUGAAGCAGAAGAUACCACUGAGUUUUCAAGCCCAUUAUUUCAGAUAGAAAACUAA